Messenger RNA from Dimorphilus gyrociliatus, 1510 nucleotides. NCBI's taxonomy places the organism in Eukaryota, Metazoa, Annelida, Polychaeta, Dinophilidae. The record is from the annotation of a GenBank genome assembly.
CAUGGAAACCGAAGAAGAACUUUUCUCAGACGAUCAGGUCGAUAAUGACGACAUUGCAACAACCGAUUGCGACAUUAAACAUGACAGAUGCAUUGUCCAUAUUGACAUAGAUUGCUUUUAUGCUCAAGUUGAGAUGAUUGAGAAUCCGAGCCUAUAUGAUAAACCUUUGGGAAUACAACAAAAAAAUAUUUUAGUAACUUGUAACUAUGUUGCCCGGGAAAGAGGUAUUGGAAAGUGCACCUCACUAUUCGAUGCAAAGAAAAUUUGCCCAGAAUUAGUUUUAGUAAAUGGGGAAGAUUUAUCAAAAUAUAGAAAAAUGUCUCAUGCAAUUACUGAAUUACUUAAGAAUUUCUCAAAGCGAAUACAGAGAUUAGGAUUCGACGAAAACUUUAUAGACGUAACCGAUAUAGUCGAUAGCAGAAUUGGAUUGGUGGAUGAGAAAGCCACUGGCCACGUUUAUCAAGAAAUGAAAAAUCCAUGUAUUUGCGAUUGCCAUAGAAGAUUAAGAAUUGCAUCUUGUAUAGCAGCGGAAAUGCGUCAGAAACUCUUUGAUGAAUUAAAAAUAACUAGUUGUGCUGGUAUUGCACACAAUAAACUUCUCUCAAAACUCAUAUCAGGAAACCACAAGCCUAAUCAACAAACGUUAAUCUAUCCUGAGUCGGCUAAAUCCUUUAUGUACACCCUUCCUUCUCUUCGUAGAAUACCUGGAGUAGGCCAUACUAUGUUCGAAAAGUUAAAAAUGAUUAAUAUUCAAACGGUUGAGAACGCUUUAACUGGCGCAGCCGAUAAAUUAAGGGAAGCGCUUGGAGAAAAGCGGGCAAUUUGGUUGAAACACUGUUGCUUAGGUAUCGAUUAUUCUCCUGUUACUCCAUCGGGACCAGUGCUUAGUAUUAGUGACGAAGAUUCGUUCAAAAAAUGUUCGACUGUAAAAGAAGCGAAAGAUUGUAUGAGUAAACUGCUCGAUAAAUUAAUUUUACGGAUACUCGAAGAUGGUAGACGUCCAAAAACAGUACGUUUAUCAGUUAGACACUACGAAGAGGGAUCUUGGUCAAAACGUAUUAGCAAACAGUACAAUUUGGAUAAAUUAGAUUUAUUCUCUAAUAGAUAUGGGAGCGAAGAGAAGCGAAAAACCAAACUGAAUGAAAUAGGUUUCGAACUUUUUCAAAAGCUAGUUGUCAUCAAUAAGCCCUUUCACUUGACCUUAAUUAGUUUAACUUUUGCUAAUUUUACAAAAUCAAAUGAAAAGAAUGGUUGUUUGCUAUCUUAUUUAACGAAAGAGACGAUUACUUCUACAAACUCCUUAAAACGCAAAUCGGAUGAUUUUACUGACAAGGAAACCAACAAAAAAAAAAGCGAAAAAAGUAUUAAAUCGUUUUUUAAUAACAAAGAGAAGAAAGCCAAUACGAAGGACGAAGACGACGACGUGAUAGAAAUCUUAACUGACGUUUCUUCAACACAUACACAAAAGCAACGUCCCAAACGCACCAUUCUGGACUUUUAUUUAAAGUAA